This is a messenger RNA of Vigna angularis (adzuki bean), 967 nucleotides long. RefSeq names its product dormancy-associated protein homolog 4. Lineage: Eukaryota; Viridiplantae; Streptophyta; Magnoliopsida; Fabales; Fabaceae. The transcript is spliced from 3 exons. The record is from RefSeq and is a predicted model, not a curated record. The coding region runs from base 162 to 506 and encodes 114 amino acids.
UUCAAACAAAAAAGAAAAAUUAUAUAUAAAAAAAAAAUUCUUUGUUUCUCUUCUUUUUUGUAUUUUCUCUCUGUCGUUUCGUUCCGUUCAUCUUUGAUCUCCGUGUUGAAGUUGUAACAUCAAUAUUCGUGAGAAAAAGAAGAAGAUAUAUAGUAUAUAAGAUGGGUUUUCUUCACAAGCUUUGGGACGAAACGUUGGCGGGUCCCACACCCGAAACGGGUCUGGGCAAGCUCCGAAAGUUUAACAACUCAUCCGCCGGCGGCCCAGCGGUGGCGGAGGAUGUUCCGAUCAGCCGCAGCAUCACCAUUAUUCGGACUCACUCUGGUUUGGGAAGCACCUCAACCUCUGCUCCUGCCUCUCCUUCUUCUGUGCCGGACACCCCUUGCACCCCCUUCUCUCCGGAGGCGCCGGGCGGUGGUGUCAAGAAGUUCACGAGGAGAAAAUCGUCAACGGUGGAGGGUGCUGAAAAUAGAAGUCCGACGAUUUACGAUUGGUUCUCUGGGUGAUCAUGAGCGCUUUGGAUCGCUACUGAGAGUGGAAAUGAGAUGUUUUGCUUUUGAACUGACUUGAAUAUCAUCCCGCAGAGGCAGAGAGGGAUUACGUUUUCUGUACAUACAGCAACACUGAUUUCAAUUUCCCUAGGGAAUCAUGUUAUUUUAUUCAUUGCACCUUAUUACUAUGUACAUAUUAUAUGGUAUGAAGUAUACGAAUACAUCAGUACUACCUGCUUAUAAAAUGGCUCAGGUGAUUUGCAGGGUGUAUCCACCAGAUUGAGUCAGUGCUUCAUGGGAUUCCAAGGUUGUGAAAGAGUAGAAAACCAGCUUUUGUAUAUAUGUUUUUUUUUUCCUUUUGAUUUCUUGGCUGUUGUAAAUAUGACUUUUGUACUCUCAGAUCUCUAUUGGUGAACUCAAUGAAGGUUGAAAAUAGUUAUUGUAUAUAAAUGAAUAUAUGUUUCUGCUUUUUUAUA